UUGAAGCUCUUUGUUUGUCUGAGCCACAUUACAUAGGGACACUCCAGAAUGGGCUGGCAUUGUUGCACUGUUACGCACGCUCUCAAGCUUGAGAGGCAGCAGACGCCGGGUUAGGGUUAUGACGUAGCCAGUUCUCAUCGGAUAGACCCCUCACCUGACUGAGGCUUGGUGGCGUGUGGUCGUCCCAACGUCACUUCAUCGUAAGCUACCGCAUGAGCUCUAACGGAUGCUAGCAAACAGAGAUAUGGCAAGAAGAGCACGAUCCCGCUGCAAAUAGGUUAGAUUUGCUUUGAUAUACGACGUGAGUAAUGUAUAAACGUGGACAGGUCUAGAACUGAAUACCUACCGAUAUACCAUGAGACCACCCCUCCGUAAUCGGGUUUGUCAUAGCAUCUUCAUGCUUCAUUACCUGAACUGCUCUAUCGUACCUUCCUGCUUGCAACUAUCACGAUUCAACGUAUAUAUUUGACUCACUGAAUGUGGGGAAGUAUCGGCCGUAUCAUCAAAGAAGAAUCGACAUCUUUUGCCAAAAAAAACUGACCAGCAGGAAGUAGCUCGGCUGUUGCAAACGUCCCGUUCGGCAUCCAGUCUGACGACCAUCCCCAAUCACGGAGUAUUCGCACACUUGCUCUUGCAAAAUAACACCAUGCUGCAGGCAGUCGGCAACGCCCACGACAACCACUUCAUGACUUCUGAAUCCAAUUCCGUCGCCUCACUAGCGCGAGCUCUUCAUGAUGGGAAGAAGCAUCUGCUUCUUGCAGCGUCGGGUUCUGUAGCCACAAUCAAACUCCCCGUCAUCGUCGAAGCCCUCGCGCCAUAUGCAGCUAAUCUUUCGAUCCGUAUCAUCCUGACCAAAUUCGCCAGCGAGUUCCUCAACGGCCAAAGUGAUGAGCAGCCUACCGUCUCGUCCCUGCUUCAUCUGCCCAAUGUCGACGCAGUCUAUCGAGACGAGGAUGAGUGGGGGCCGCAGUCUUGGAAGAGGGGAGCGAACUCCGAAGAUGUGGGUGAUCUUAUUCAGUUGGAUUGGGACGGGGUGCUGACGGUAGGAAUAGGGGCUGAUAUGCUUGUCAUUGCUCCUCUAAGUGCAAACACCCUCGCCAAGAUCGUCAACGGCAUGUCUGACAACCUUCUCACAUCCGUUAUACGAGCCUGGGAUACCGACGGUUCGAUUGAUCUCAAAAAGAAAUACAUUGCCGUUGCGCCAGCCAUGAACUCGGCCAUGUGGAGACACCCCAUCACAGCAAAGCAGAUUCGCACCUUACGGGAGGACUGGGGCGUUAGAGAGACACUUCUCGACCCAGACGGAGCUGCGAGACUGAUCGAUGGUUGGUUUCAAGUUAUCCCGCCCAUCUCCAAGACCCUCGCUUGCGGCGAUACAGGAGAUGGCGCCAUGGCAAAGGUUGAGACAAUCCGCGAUGUCAUUGUACACAGAAUGAACUUGACAGGGCUGCAUGCCCAUUGAGGCGAAGGAGGUUGAGCAUGGGGAAGCAUGUUGGCGCUUUGGCAAGACUGGCAUUUAUUGAUAUCAAUGAGUCUGUCUGUUGGUACUCUCAUUGCACAUAUUUAGCUUGGGGGAACUGGAAGCCUGGUGUAGUGGAAACAGAGGUCACAGCAUGAAGUCGUUUGGUUUGAUUAUAGAAUCUGACCAUAACUCUCAGAAAUUGUUGUGAGAUGCUCCGAAAACAAAAUACAGAAAUGGUAACA
Messenger RNA from Podospora bellae-mahoneyi, 1704 nucleotides. RefSeq lists its product as uncharacterized. Gene Ontology annotation, biological process: coenzyme A biosynthetic process. Lineage: Eukaryota; Fungi; Ascomycota; Sordariomycetes; Sordariales; Podosporaceae. The record is from RefSeq and is a predicted model, not a curated record. Gene Ontology annotation, cellular component: phosphopantothenoylcysteine decarboxylase complex. The coding region runs from base 647 to 1462 and encodes 271 amino acids. The transcript is spliced from 11 exons. Gene Ontology annotation, molecular function: FMN binding; phosphopantothenoylcysteine decarboxylase activity.